UAUGAAGCGGAUAUUGCUCGCCCUUGACGUAAUAAAAUAUUUCUAGAUCAGAACGAGUUUUCAUAUUGUGUUUUAGCAUUAUUCCAUCGAAAAGACACCUUUGUUAAAUUUAAAAAUCGCCUACCAUUACACAUUACAUACCUACAUUGGGCGUAACUGUACUGACAACGCGACCUUUUUCGACCUUCAGAUUUAGGCGACAAGACAAGGACGGUCGGUUUUGUAUUCCUAGACGCCCAAAUAUCAAACUCGGAUACUCAUACGUAGAUUAUUAUCAUACGUAUAAAUAGCAAGACGAAUCUCUGCCGGUCAUCAGUCUGCCGAGAUCGGUACGAAGUGAUCGUCCUCAAUCGGAUCCCAACACAGACCUCGUUCAAGAUGAAUUCCUUGGUGGUGUUGUUCGCCCUCGUCGCCGCGGCCGUGGCUGCCCCCAGUGCGGAGAAGAGAUCAGUCCUGGCGUACUCCGUGCCGGCGGCCGUGUCCCACACGUCGCGUGUGGACGUGCACUCAUCUCCCGCAGUAGUAACAUCUUACACGCCAGUGGUGUCUGAGCCUGUGGUUGAGGUGGUUGCCCCUGCUGUCUACUCCGGUGCUUCGGCGGUGUCCCACCAGUCCCGCGUGGACGUACACCACUCCCCAGCCGUGGUCGCCAGCUCGCCCGUACUUGCCCAGCACGUGGUCCCCGCUGUGGUGGAGGCUCGCUCCGUGGUCCCUGUGUCCACUGUGUACUCCGGUGGCUCCGCUGUCACCCACCAGUCCCGUGUGGAUGUGCACUCCUCACCCGCUGUGGUCGCUCAUCAAGUCUUAUCUCCUGUUGUCGAAGCUCGCUCCGUCUACGCACCUUCCGUCUACGCUCCCUCUGUUUAUGCUUCAUACUGUAUAUCGUCGAAUCUCUUAACACAGACCACGUUCAAAAUGAAAUCGAUGGUGGUGUUAUUCGCCCUUGCCGCCGUGGCGUGCGGCUCCCUGGUGCCGGCGCAGCCUCCGCACCACCCCGCGGUCGUGCUGGACCCUCACGGCCGCCCUCUGGACACCGCUGAGGUGAUCAACGCCCGCGCCCUGCACCUGCAGGCUAAGGCCCUGGACGGCCACUACGCUCCCCUUGCGCACGCUGCCGUCAUCGCUCCCUACGCCCACUCCGUGGUCGCACCCGCCGUCUACGCUGCCCCCGCCGCCGUGUCCCACCAGUCCCGUGUGGAUGUGCACAGCAGCCCCGCCAUCGUCAGCCACGCCGUCACCGCUCCCGUCGUAGCACACUCCGCCUACGCCGCUCCCCUGCUGGCUCACUCCGCUCUCGGCUAUGCCGGCCACGGACACUACCUGAAGAAGCGCUCCCUGGGCCACCUCGCCUACGCCGCUCCCGUCGUCGCUCACGUAGCUCCCUCCGCCGUGUCGCACCAGUCCCGCGUGGACGUCAUCUCUAGCCCCGCUGUGGUGUCUCACGCCGUCGCUCCCGUCGUGUCCCACUACGCUGCUCCCGUGGUCGCGCCCGCCGUGUACGCCGCGCCCGCCGCUGUGUCCCACCAGUCCCGCGUUGACGUGCGUACCAGCCCCGCCGUCAUCAGCCACGCCGUCGCUGCUCCCCUCUACGCCGCUCACGGAUACUCUGCUUACGGCGCUCACGCUGGACUCGCUCUGUCCCAUGCUCACCUCUUGAAGAAGCGUUCUCUGGCUCACUACGUGUCUCCCGUGGUCCACGCCGUGCCUGCGGCCGUCUCUCACCAGUCCCGCGUUGACGUCAUCUCCAAGCCUGCCGUGGUUGCUACCUACGCUCACGCCGCCCCCGCGGUUUACGCCGCUCCUGCUGUGGCUCACUACGCCCCGGUAGCUCACUCUGCCGUCUGGACCGCCCCUCAUUAUCUGAACGCCGCGCAUUGGUAAAGCGAUUCUGAGAUUCGACGAUAACUUUGUAGUUUUCGUUUUAAUCGAUAAUUUAUUAAAAUGAAUAGACAAAUAAAAAAUUCUAUUUAUAAAUA
Molecule: messenger RNA, 1976 nt
Organism: Trichoplusia ni (cabbage looper)
Lineage: Eukaryota; Metazoa; Arthropoda; Insecta; Lepidoptera; Noctuidae
Exons: 2
Coding region: 379-1881 (500 amino acids)
Source: RefSeq, a predicted model, not a curated record